UGGUCUUCCAAGAUGGCCGCGCCCUGGAGCACAGUGGUGCAGUAGCGACUGAUAGAGUUGUGCAAGCGCGUUUAAAUGACAGUUGAGGAGCAGCAGGUCGCGACUGACAUCUCCAGAGAGAGACAGAGGAGCGUCUGAUAAAGCCUGACACUUCCUCAGCGCCGCCGACAUGAGCAAGGACGAUUUAAUACUCCCAAAGGACUUCCCUCAGCUGCAGAACGACACAUUCCUGCGAGCGGCGCGAGGAGAAGAAACUGAACAUGUCCCCGUCUGGUGCAUGAGACAGGCUGGAAGAUAUCUGCCAGAGUUUCGUGAGUCCAGGGCGGGAAAGGACUUCUUCGAGACAUGUCGGUCCCCGGCGGCCUGCUGUGAGCUCACUCUGCAGCCUCUGAGACGUUUCCCCUUCGAUGCUGCCAUUAUCUUCUCUGACAUCCUGGUCGUCCCACAGGCCAUGGGUAUGGACGUCCAGAUGGUGCCAGGUAAAGGUCCUACAUUCCCGGAGCCCCUGAAGGAGCCAGAAGACCUGCAGAGGCUGCGCGUCAAAGUGGACGUGGACAAGGAGCUGGGCUACGUCUUCAAAGCCAUCACACUGACCAGACACAAGAUCGAGGGCAAAGUGCCGCUCAUAGGAUUCACUGGAGCUCCGUGGACGCUGAUGUCCUACAUGAUAGAGGGCGGAGGCUCCAACACCCACUCCAAGGCCAAGCGCUGGCUGUACCGACACCCGGAGGCCAGUCACAUGCUGCUGAAGAUGCUGACAGACGUGAUAGUGGAGUAUCUGCUGGGACAGGUGGCAGCUGGAGCUCAGGCUCUGCAGGUGUUUGAGUCCCACGCCGGGAUCCUGGGCCCCGCUGAGUUUAAAGAGUUCUCUCUGCCGUACCUCCGAGACAUCGCUCGCCGCGUCAAAGACAAACUGAAGGAGGCGGGAAAGGAUGUUCCCAUGAUUGCGUUUGCAAAGGACGCUCACUACGGAUUGGAGGAUCUCUCUCAGUCUCACUAUGAGGUAGUCGGGCUGGACUGGACCAUUGACCCACGAUCAGCAAGGGAGCGCACAGGAGGGAAGGUCAGCCUGCAGGGAAACAUGGACCCUUGUGCUCUCUACGCUCCAAAGGAGCGCAUCUCAGACAUCGUGAAGAAGAUGCUGGAGGGCUUCGGCACGAGGGGCUACAUUGCCAACCUGGGCCACGGCCUUUACCCCGACAUGGACCCGGAGAACGUGGGCGCCUUCGUCAAAGCUGUGCACCAGCACUCUAAACAGAUGAUCAAACAAAUGUAGAGAGAGAGAGACACCCGUCUGUGUGAGGGAGUGUGUUGGCCAAAAAAAUAAUGUUGAUUGUGAUGGAAGAAGAAAAUGUACAAUAAUGCAAUAUUUUAUUAAAAACUAUUAAAAGCGGUAAGCUUUGGUGUUUGAAUACAAAAGGGCAUCAUCAAAAGGAAAUAUUAUCCUGCAAGAGGCCAAGGAGAAAAACAACAACAUUGCUUUAAUAUUGUGACACAAAAAAAUAUCAAAAUCAAACAUAAAUUCGUAGAUUUGCUGCAUAAACAACAUGUUGGUUUUCUAAGACAAGAUCUAUAAUGUGUUGAUCUGACCAGGAGUGGAUUAUGUAUUUGGAUUUGAACGGGAUGAACUCAUUCUUACAAGUACAUGUACAUUAUAAAUGCAUUUUAAGUGGUAUGGGAUUGUAUUUUUCAUUGUUAUUGGAUAUAUUCAAAAAUGCAGCUUCGACUUGAUGGAAAAAUAUUCUCUUAGAUAUUAGUUAUCCAAUCAAACUCACGGUGAUGUGACGUUAGAAAUACAAACCGAGACAAACCUCUAUCACCUCUUUGUAGCCGUAAACCUCUUCAAUCAAAACUGGGCUCUUCAUCAGUGCGAGUAGUUUCUGUCUCAAAGGCUCUUGAAGAGAAAAACAAAAUGCUGUUAAAAAGCUGGUGACUUGGAAAGAGUUUCAGUUUUAAGGGGAAAAUGUCAGUAGCUCAAUGAUUCCUCCAUCUAACGUUGAACGAAUCGUUUUAUUUUGACUCCUGUGGAUAGAAAAUCUUCUGAGAAAUACACACGAGAAGAUGAGAAGGAUGCUGUUUUUGUCUUUUACCCUAAAUCUGUCUUUGUCUGUUUUAUUUCAUCAACUCAGACUUGUACAACAAGUGGCUUAAGCAGUGAAUCACAGUGUAAUCACAGAGGCUGUGUGUGAGAGAAUAUUAAAAACCUACACAUUCA
Molecule: messenger RNA, 2215 nt
Organism: Seriola aureovittata
Lineage: Eukaryota; Metazoa; Chordata; Actinopteri; Carangiformes; Carangidae
Gene: urod
Product: uroporphyrinogen decarboxylase
Exons: 10
Coding region: 170-1276 (368 amino acids)
Biological process (GO): heme biosynthetic process
Cellular component (GO): cytosol
Molecular function (GO): uroporphyrinogen decarboxylase activity
Source: RefSeq, a predicted model, not a curated record